AGAAAGAAAGAAAGAAAGAGCGCGCGCGUGUGAUGUGUUUGUGUAUCGUCAGUGUUUUUCUCUCUUGCGUGUUUCGUUGAGUGUAAACAGAUUCUUGUCUCUGUGUAUUUUAGUGUUAAGAUGAUGCAGGACACUACAGUGUGUGACAGUAAACAGAGUUACAGGAGGAUCAAACCUCCACAGAGUCUCUGGAUUCUGUCUGUAACGCUGGAGAACAGCAGCAGAUCCUGCAGACCAAACUGAAGAUGUGUUCAGUUAAACUCAUCGACUGCACGAGCCUCAUGAUGAAGAUUAAAACUGAACCCACAGAAAUCAAAACUGAACCCACAGAAAUGAAAACGGAACCCACGGAAAUCAAAACUGAAGCCACAGAAAUCAAAACUGAACCCACAGAAUUCAAAACUGAACCCACAGAAGAGGAAGAUGGCACUGAGGAAGAUUAUGUUUUUAUUCCAUUAGAUGUGAAGAGUGAUUCAUGUUUGGAUUUAGAAAUAUCGUCUUCAACAUCAAAAGAGCGACUGACAGCACAAACUCUUUCCUGCAUCACCUGUGGAAAGACAUUCAGCUCACAGAGACUUUUAGAGAGACAUGAGAGAAAACACACAGAACAGAAACUCUUCACCAGAUCUGAGAUCAGCUUUACUACCUUACAAGAGAAGAAACUUCAUUCAGAAGACCACAGAGAGAAGAAGAAGAAGAAGAAGAAGAAGAAGAAGCAGUUUCACUGUGAGCAGUGUGGGAGGAUUUGUGUCUCUUCCUCUGAUCUAAAUGUUCACAUGAGGAUACACAGUGGUGAAAAGCCUUUCAACUGCACUGAAUGUGGAAAAUACUUCAGAACCAACCAAUAUCUUAAAGUUCAUCAGAGAAUUCACACUAAAGAGAAACCUUUUCACUGUAGUGUCUGUGGGAAGAGUUUUAGUCACUGGAAUAACUUACGUAAUCACAAGAGGAUUCAUACAGGUGAAAAACCUUUCAAAUGCUCUCAGUGUGACAUGACGUUUGCUUGUUCAAGUAACUUAAUAGUUCAUCAGAGAGUUCAUACUGGAGAGAAACCUUAUCACUGUAAUGUCUGUGGGAAGAGUUUUAGUCAACAGACUUCAUUACUAAGUCACAUGAGAAUUCAUACAGGUGAAAAACCUUUCAAAUGCUCUCAGUGUGACAUGACAUUUACUGGUUUAAGUAACUUAAUAGUUCAUCAGAGAGUUCACACUGGAGAGAAACCUUAUCACUGUAAUGUCUGUGGGAAGAGUUUUACUCAACAGACUUCAUUACUAAAUCACCUAAGAAUUCAUACCGGACAAAAACCUUUCAAAUGCUCUCAGUGUGACAUGUCGUAUGCUCAGUCAGGUUCCUUAAAAUCUCAUCAGAGAGUUCAUACUGGAAGGAAACCUCAUCACUGAAUUGUCUGUCUGAAGAGUUUUAGGGUGAAGGCUUCAUUACUAAAUCACCAGAGACUUCAUACAGGUGAAAAACCUUCCAAAUGCUCUCAGUGCGACCAGACGUUUGCUUGUUCAAGUAACUUAAAAGCCCAUCAGAGAGUUCACACAGGCUACUCUUGAUCGUGCACUGUUUUCCUUGUUCAUACUGUUUAUUGAGCAGCUGUACAAUUUAUAGAAUUUUAUAUUUUGUGUUUGUACAGUCUUGUUCAAAAUAAUAGCAGUAC
Molecule: messenger RNA, 1663 nt
Organism: Paramisgurnus dabryanus
Lineage: Eukaryota; Metazoa; Chordata; Actinopteri; Cypriniformes; Cobitidae
Source: RefSeq, a predicted model, not a curated record